Messenger RNA from Andrographis paniculata, 2262 nucleotides. RefSeq names its product probable methyltransferase PMT23. NCBI's taxonomy places the organism in Eukaryota, Viridiplantae, Streptophyta, Magnoliopsida, Lamiales, Acanthaceae. The coding region runs from base 89 to 2023 and encodes 644 amino acids. The transcript is spliced from 8 exons. Gene Ontology annotation, molecular function: methyltransferase activity. The record is from RefSeq and is a predicted model, not a curated record. Gene Ontology annotation, cellular component: trans-Golgi network; endosome; cytoplasm.
GCGUUAUUUUUUAGGCAAAGGUCAAGUACGUACACGCCCAAUUCAUCCCACAACCACCACCGUUGGAUCACCGCCGCCGCCGCCGCCGAUGAUGCUCCCAAACCAUCAGAAAAUCCCCCUCCUCUUGGCCUCUUUCCUUCUCCUCUUCCUCCUCCUCGCAUUCCUCCUCGUCUCCGAUUCCCCAAUUCCUUUUCCGAUCGCCGCCAAUCUCCCCCGCGCCGCCGAUCACCACCAAUCCCACAUUUCCGAUCAAAGCAUCGCCGCCGUGCCUUCCGCCAACGCCUCCACCGAAACCAGCACCCACUCCCCUUCCCCUUCCGCAAUUCCGCCGAUAAACACCGCCGUCUCCGACGACCUCCGCGCUAACGAAUCACAAAUUCCAUCACUACUUUCCAACACAUCAAUCCACGCCAAUAAUAACUCUGCAAUCGCCAACACAAGCAGCAAUCCGACCGCCAAUCAGACGGCGGCGGAUGUGAAAUGGAAGCUGUGCACAGGCCCGGUGGCGGUGGACUACAUCCCCUGCCUUGAUAAUUGGUCAGCCAUAAAAAGAUUGAAGUCCCGAAAGCGCAUGGAGCACCGGGAACGGCAUUGCCCCCUGCCGAGCCUCCGUUGCCUCGUUCCGCUGCCCAACGGCUACAAAAUUCCGGUGACGUGGCCGCAGAGCAAGGACAUGAUAUGGUACAACAAUGUUCCUCAUCCUAAGCUCAUCGAAUACAAGAAGGACCAACGUUGGGUUGCAAGAAGAGGCGAAUACUUUUACUUUCCCGGGGGCGGCACGCAGUUUCGCGAUGGAGUCAAGCAUUACAUUGAAUCCAUCGAGAAGACAUUACCUCGGAUCGAAUGGGGUAAGAGGAUCCGGGUGGUUCUAGAUGUUGGUUGUGGUGUUGCUAGCUUUGGCGGUGAAUUGCUCGAUGAGAAUGUCAUCACGAUGUCCAUGGCUCCAAAGGACGAACACGAAGCUCAAAUCCAAUUCGCCCUUGAGCGUGGGAUUCCCGCAAUACUUGCCGUCAUCGGUACCCAAAGGCUUCCGUUCCCGGACAAUUCUUUUGACUUGAUUCACUGCGCAAGGUGCCGCGUUCAUUGGGAUGCCGAUGGUGGAAAGCCUUUGCUAGAACUGAAUAGACUUCUUCGGCCCGGAGGAUACUUUAUAUGGUCGGCCACACCAGUGUACCAAAAGGAUGAAAGACAUGUCAAUACUUGGCAAUCUAUGGUAGAUCUAACGCAAUCACUUUGUUGGACAACCGUGGCAAAAACUUACUUUCCAUUGUCCCACAUUGGCCUCGCCAUAUACCAAAAGCCCAACUCGUCUUCUUGCUACAAGGAUCGAAAUGUGAACAAACCUACUAUUUGCAAUCGUCGUAGUAAACUCAACACUUCAUGGUACGCUCCUCUCGACAAUUGCAUUGUGCCAUUUGAAGAUGAUUCGAGCCAACGAGUGUCAGUCUGGCCAAAGCGACUAACCGAUAAGCCUAUGCAUUUCCCUAAUGAGCCGGAUAGUGAAGAAACAUUCAAACAAGAUAGUCGACAUUGGUUUGCACUCGUCUCGGAAGUGUACCUUGGAGCACUCGGUCUUAAUUGGACAAGGUUAAGGAAUGUCAUGGACAUGAACGCUGGCUAUGGAGGAUUUGCAGCCGCACUCGUGAAAGUGAAAAUGAAAAUGAUAGUGUGGGUGAUGAAUGUCAUCCCUAUCCACGAACCCGAUACUUUGCCAAUUAUUUACGACCGAGGGCUAAUUGGAAUCUACCAUGAUUGGUGCGAAUCUUUCAACACGUACCCUCGGACGUACGACCUUCUUCACGCAAGCUUUCUCUUCGAAAACUUGACUAAAAGAUGCGACGCAGUGGACGUGGCGGUGGAGAUCGACCGUGUGUUGAGACCGGAAGGGUAUCUGGUGGUUCAGGACAACAUGGAACUUCUAACCAAGCUCAAUUCUAUCUUGGAAUCUCUUCACUGGUCUACCAACAUUCACCAAAAUCAAUUUCUUGUUGGGAAGAAAGGCUUUUGGCGACCACCCCAUUAGUUAUAACUCCACUGAUUCAUUAUUAAUUAAUUACACACAUAUUCUUAUACUAGUGCUUAAUUUUGUGUAUCUUAACUAUAUCAUCUCGAUUACUUCUAUACUAACAUUAAUCUAUUUUUUAUUUUUUAUUUUUUAUUUUUAGUGAAGGGCAAGAUUUGUGUUGGUCGGUCAUAUGUAUGUAUGUAUGUAUGUAUGUAAUAAACGCGAUUUACUAAGUCAACGAAGGAAGUGGACCGGGC